AUGCUCUAUCAUGUCCUCUUCCUAUUUAUGUGGAUUGCGGCCAUACACACAAACACGAUCGGAUGCACUUUAAUCUAUUCGAUUGCCAUAGUGGUAUACAACGAGGGUGGUCUGGCAGCUAUCCCGGUAGUCAAGAAUCUUAUCGGAGCUAUCGGUCUCGGCUGCUAUUGUUGGGGGACAACGAUAAUUCUUGAUGGCGGCAAAGAGUUACAUGGACUGAAAGCCAUCGCAGUACUGAUGAUAGCUGCAAUUUUUGCCACUACUGGCCAUGCUCAGGAUUUCCGUGAUCGCUCCGCUGAUACCACACGGGGCCGCAAAACAAUACCGCUACUGCUGUCCCAGCCUGUAGCUCGCUGGUCACUGGCCGCGAUAACGGUCGCGUGGACCAUAGGGUUGAUUGCCUUGUGGAAACCACCGGCUAUAGUUACUCUGGCAUACGUUGCUGCGGGUAUGCGGUGUCUGGGUGGUUUCCUCUCCAGCUAUGACGAGAAGGACGAUUAUGUCUCUUAUUGCUGUUUUGGCUUCUUGGUAGCAACAUACUACCUAUCUUCCCUCGUUUGA
This is a messenger RNA of Penicillium arizonense, 561 nucleotides long. RefSeq names its product terpene cyclase fmaA (gene fma-TC). Gene Ontology annotation, molecular function: transferase activity, transferring alkyl or aryl (other than methyl) groups. The record is from RefSeq and is a predicted model, not a curated record. The transcript is spliced from 4 exons. Gene Ontology annotation, cellular component: membrane. Lineage: Eukaryota; Fungi; Ascomycota; Eurotiomycetes; Eurotiales; Aspergillaceae. The coding region runs from base 1 to 561 and encodes 186 amino acids.